Molecule: messenger RNA, 603 nt
Organism: Rhizophagus irregularis DAOM 181602=DAOM 197198
Lineage: Eukaryota; Fungi; Glomeromycota; Glomeromycetes; Glomerales; Glomeraceae
Source: RefSeq, a predicted model, not a curated record
AUGGAAAUAACACGCUUGAUCAGUAAUGGUAAUCCAAAUUCAAUAAAAAAACAAAGACAUUCGCAAUUAUUAUCUCAUAUCAAUACAUCGGCUACUUUACACCAUUCUCAUAAAGAGCAACUUAAGACGACAUCUCAAAUACAAACACAGCAGCAAUCUCCAACACAUGUUCAUCAUCAUCAACAUAAUAAUAAUAAUAAUCAUCAACAACAACAACAAUUACCUCGAAUUCUUUCACCCGUUCCACUUUCACAACAACCUUCACAUCCUUCACAUCCUUCACAUACCAUUUUAAUACCUUCCCCAAUACCAUUACAUCAUCAUCAUCAACAAUCAAUUCCAACUCCUCCUCAAUCUACUCAGAUUCCAUUAAUGGAUUUACAUCCUCCUCCUCCUCAAUCACAACAACAAUCACAAACUCCGACUCAUACUCCUCCAAAUCGUCGUAUUGCUCAUAUUUUAUCCGAACAAAAACGUCGUGAGAAUAUUAAUUCUGGUUUUGAAGAAUUAAAAAGUAUCGUACCAAGUUGUCGUGGAUGUGCUGAUUCGAAAGCUGUGAUAUUACGAAAAGGUAAAAAUUUGAAAAAUUACAAAUUAUAUUAA